This is a messenger RNA of Phodopus roborovskii (desert hamster), 1209 nucleotides long. It is a transcript of the gene Cbr4, whose product is annotated as carbonyl reductase 4. Bases 71 to 781 code for a protein of 236 amino acids. The record is from RefSeq and is a predicted model, not a curated record. The transcript has 5 exons. Gene Ontology annotation, molecular function: quinone binding; oxidoreductase activity, acting on the CH-OH group of donors, NAD or NADP as acceptor. NCBI's taxonomy places the organism in Eukaryota, Metazoa, Chordata, Mammalia, Rodentia, Cricetidae. Gene Ontology annotation, biological process: fatty acid biosynthetic process.
UCCCCCGCAGCUGUGUCUUAUUAGACCUUCUGACUCCUAGGGCUCCAUCUUGCUUGUCCCGGGGUUCAAGAUGGACAAAGUCUGUGCGGUUUUUGGCGGCUCCCGGGGGAUCGGCAGGGCUGUAGCCCAGCUAAUGGCACAGAAGGGCUACCGUCUGGCGAUAGUGGCCAGAAACCUGGAAAUAGCCAAAGCCGCCGCCGGCGAGCUCGGCGGAAACCACUUGGCAUUUAGCUGCGAUGUUGCUAAAGAACAGGAUGUUCAAAAUACAUUUGAAGAGAUGGAGAAACAUUUAGGUCCAGUAAACUUCUUGGUAAAUGCAGCUGGUGUUAACAGAGAUGGUCUUUUAGUAAGAACAAAAACUGAAGAUAUGGUAUCUCAGCUUCACACUAACCUCUUGGGCUCCAUGCUGACAUGCAAAGCUGCCAUGAGGACGAUGAUCCAGCGGGGCGGAUCCAUCGUGAAUGUAGGGAGUAUAAUUGGCUUAAAAGGCAAUGUGGGCCAGUCUGUGUACAGUGCCAGCAAAGGAGGGCUCAUUGGGUUUUCUCGCUCGCUUGCUAAAGAGGUUGCACGGAAGAAAAUCAGAGUAAAUGUGGUCGCACCAGGAUUUAUUCACACGGAUAUGACAAAACACUUGAAAGAAGAACACUUAAAGAAGAACAUCCCUCUUGGGAGGUUUGGAGAAGCUCUUGAGGUGGCACAUGCGGUUGUGUUUCUUUUAGAGUCGCCAUACGUCACAGGACACGUUCUAGUUGUGGAUGGAGGAUUACAACUCACCAUCUAAUUAGAGAUGAUUCUCUUGUGAUGCUUGGUAAUUAGGGUCAAGGGCAUAGUUUUCUGUUGAUUAGGUAAUUGUAUCUGUGGGUGACAUUUGUUACUUAAAUGAUUGUUUGUGUGACCAUAUUUCAAAAGAACAAUGUGUGAUCAGUUGUAAUCUAAGAGGUAUGAAUUCUCUAUCUUUAGAGACCAUAGCAAUUUUAGUACGUAGACAUUUUGUAAGGGGUAUACAUCAGUAUUAAUUCAUGUAUCUUAUCCUUGAAAAUAGAAAAUUCUGUUGUCUAAUUGUGAUACAGUUUAAGUAUAUAAAGCUGGAUUUUUAAAAUACCGACUUUGUGCUCUUGCUAAAAUAAGAGUAUUUAUAGAAGAUUGAGAUCAGGUUUUUAUUAGUUACUUUUUAAAGUUGCUGUGAUAAAACACCAUGACCAAAAGCAA